Messenger RNA from Cynocephalus volans (Philippine flying lemur), 456 nucleotides. RefSeq names its product interleukin 21 (gene IL21). The transcript has 5 exons. Gene Ontology annotation, molecular function: cytokine receptor binding. Gene Ontology annotation, biological process: positive regulation of natural killer cell mediated cytotoxicity; immune response. The record is from RefSeq and is a predicted model, not a curated record. Gene Ontology annotation, cellular component: extracellular region. The coding region runs from base 16 to 456 and encodes 146 amino acids. Lineage: Eukaryota; Metazoa; Chordata; Mammalia; Dermoptera; Cynocephalidae.
UCCAGUCCUGGCAGCAUGGAGAGGAUGGUCAUCUGUCUAAUGGUCACCUUCUUGGGGACACUGGCCCAUAAAUCAAGCUCCCAAGGGCAAGAUCGUCUCAUGAUUAGAAUGCGCCAACUUAUAGAUGUUGUUGAUCAGCUGAAAAAUUAUGUGAAUAACUUGGACCCUGAAUUUCUGCCAGCUCCACAUGAUGUAAAGAGACACUGUGAGCAGUCAGCUUUUUCAUGUUUUCAGAAGGUCCAACUAAAGUCAGCCAAUACUGGAGACAAUGAAAUGAUAAUCAAUGUAUUAAUAAAGCAGCUGAAGAGAAAACUACCUCCCACAAAUGCAGGAAGACGACAGAAAUACAAACUAACAUGUCCUUCAUGUGAUUCUUAUGAGAAAAAACCACCCAAAGAAUUCCUAGAAAGACUGAAAUCACUUCUCCAAAAGAUGAUUCAUCAGCACCUCUCCUAG